Marmota monax (woodchuck) is the source of this 1077-nucleotide messenger RNA. RefSeq names its product testis specific serine kinase 2 (gene Tssk2). The transcript has a single exon. Gene Ontology annotation, biological process: microtubule cytoskeleton organization; protein phosphorylation; intracellular signal transduction. Gene Ontology annotation, cellular component: cytoplasm. Lineage: Eukaryota; Metazoa; Chordata; Mammalia; Rodentia; Sciuridae. Gene Ontology annotation, molecular function: ATP binding; tau-protein kinase activity; protein serine/threonine kinase activity. The record is from RefSeq and is a predicted model, not a curated record. Bases 1 to 1077 code for a protein of 358 amino acids.
AUGGACGAUGCCGCGGUCCUAAGGAAGAAGGGUUACAUCGUGGGAAUCAAUCUGGGCAAGGGCUCCUAUGCAAAAGUCAAAUCUGCCUACUCUGAGCGCCUUAAGUUUAAUGUGGCAGUCAAGAUUAUCGACCGCAAGAAAACACCCACUGACUUUGUGGAGAGAUUCCUUCCUCGAGAGAUGGACAUCCUGGCAACUGUCAACCACCGCUCCAUCAUCAAGACAUAUGAGAUCUUUGAGACCUCUGAUGGGCGCAUCUACAUUGUCAUGGAGCUUGGGGUCCAGGGUGACCUGCUCGAGUUCAUCAAGUGCCGAGGGGCCCUGCAUGAGGAUGUAGCACGUAAAAUGUUCCGCCAGCUCUCCUCAGCUGUCAAGUACUGCCAUGACUUAGAUGUUGUCCACCGAGACCUCAAGUGCGAAAACCUUCUCCUUGACAAGGACUUCAACAUCAAGCUGUCUGACUUCGGCUUCUCCAAGCGCUGCCUGCGAGACGGGAGCGGGCGCAUCGUCCUCAGCAAGACCUUCUGUGGGUCGGCUGCAUAUGCAGCCCCCGAGGUGCUGCAGGGCAUCCCCUACCAGCCCAAGGUGUAUGACAUCUGGAGCCUGGGUGUGAUCCUCUACAUCAUGGUCUGUGGCUCCAUGCCCUACGAUGAUUCUGACAUCAAAAAGAUGCUGCGCAUCCAGAAGGAGCACCGUGUGGACUUCCCCCGCUCCAAGAAUCUGACAAGCGAAUGCAAGGACCUCAUCUACCGUAUCCUGCAGCCAGAUGUCAACCGACGGCUGCACAUUGACGAAAUUCUCAGCCACUCAUGGCUGCAGCCCCCCAAGCCCAAAGCCAUGUCUUCUGCCUCCUUCAAGAGGGAGGGGGAGGGCAAGUACCGGGCUGAGUGUAAACUGGAUACCCGGCCAGGUACAAGGCCCGAGCACCAGCCUGACCACAAGUUGGGGGCCAAAACCCAACACCGACUGCUGGUGGUGCCUGAAAAUGAGGACAGGAUGGAGGAAAGGCUGGCUGAGACCUCCAGAGCUAAAGACCAUCACAUCACCGGAGCUGAGGUUGGGAAGGCAAGCACCUAG